GUUUUGAUUUCUGGGAUUUUGGAUUCUAUUUCGGCUCACAGUUCUCAAUAAUUUAAAUUUUUUUUUUUUUCAAUCAAGCUCUAAUCUAAUCCAAAAACCAAAACAAUCAAGCUCGAAUCCAUUUCCAUGUUCACUACUUCAUCUUCGAAAGGAAAGACAGGGACAAAGAGAGAAGGUCGCCAACGCGGCACGGUUCGCAAAUACCCGAUCCUGGGACCAUCAUUUCACCCAAGACCCGACCCCAGGUUCACAAACCGGCCCGAUUCGCCGCUGGCAGCAGGGCUUUUCGCCAAGGUCUCACAGAAGCCAACCAACCAAUCCAAGUUCACUGGCAAGUGCAGCCGGCCUCGGUGCGGCAGGUGCCAUACCUACCCGGUUUCUAAGUCUCGGACCAAGGAGAAGGGAACCCAGAAGCUGCAGUCAUGUGACGUUGUUUCGAAUCAUAGGUUGGUGAGGUUGUGGGCUGUGGAUUCGAACCCCAGGUUGAAGUUUGCCGGGUUUUCGGCUAGUGGGGUUUUGGCUCAUUUGGAGAGGGAGUAUUUGAAUAUGGAUGAUGAUGAUGAUUAUGUUGAUGAGGUUUAUGAGGAGUCAUUUGAGUUAGCUUAUCAUGAUUCCCUGGAGUUGGAAAUCGCUUCGGGAGCCGUCGAUAUUAAGGAUUGGGACAAUGAAAAUAAAGGUGAUGUUGAAGUUGAGGAUUUGGGGUUUUAUGAUGCGGAAAUUGUGUCGGCAGACCAAGAUGAAGAUGAAGAUGGAGUUUUCUGUGUAGGAAACAGAAUUAAUUGUCUUCCCAGUCUAAUCAGAGUUCACUUCUGCUGUUGCCGAUCAAGCUGAAUAUUUGGGGUUGUAUUUUCGCAGGUAGUCAUUUCAG
Molecule: messenger RNA, 868 nt
Organism: Rhododendron vialii
Lineage: Eukaryota; Viridiplantae; Streptophyta; Magnoliopsida; Ericales; Ericaceae
Exons: 2
Coding region: 127-831 (234 amino acids)
Source: RefSeq, a predicted model, not a curated record